AUGGGACAACUCCAUUCACCAGGCGCGUUUGGUGGCGGCAGUAAUAUAUGGAAUGGCGGAAGAGGUGGAGGUGGGUGGGGUGGUAGUAAUAUAUGGGGUAAAGAUAAUGGUGGUUGGAGCGGAGGAAAUCAAUGGGGAAGAGGGAAUCAAUGGUUGGGAGGGAAUCAAUGGGGGGUAGGGAAUCAAUGGGGAGGAGGGAAUCAAUUGGGAAAAGGGAAUCAAUGGGGGGUAGGGAAUCAAUGGGGAGGAGGGAAUCAAUUGGGAAAAGGAAAUCAAUGGGGAGGAGGAAAUCAAUGGGGUGGUGGUAAAGGCAGAUUGGGUGGAGGAAAGGGUGGUUUUGGUUUGGGGAAUCAAUGGGGUGGAGGUAAUCAGUGGGGAAAGGGAGGAAAUUUGAACUCGUGGUCCAAUCCCAUUCGUUCUUUCAAAGGAGAAAGAUUUUCGAGUUACCCACUCAACUCGGUCUACGGAAGUCCCACGGGAUUCUCUAACUUUGGAAAUUUUGGUAAAAGACGGAAAAGAAGAUAA
Messenger RNA from Gordionus sp. m RMFG-2023, 525 nucleotides. RefSeq names its product heterogeneous nuclear ribonucleoprotein A1-like. The record is from RefSeq and is a predicted model, not a curated record. The transcript has a single exon. Lineage: Eukaryota; Metazoa; Nematomorpha; Gordioida; Chordodea; Parachordodidae. Bases 1 to 525 code for a protein of 174 amino acids.